Molecule: messenger RNA, 678 nt
Organism: Lactuca virosa
Lineage: Eukaryota; Viridiplantae; Streptophyta; Magnoliopsida; Asterales; Asteraceae
Source: the annotation of a GenBank genome assembly
AUGUUCACCCGGGUCAUUGUUGGGUGUUAUUCAAGGUGGGAGUUUGAUAAUUGUGAAGUUAGUGUUGAUAGUAAGUCUGUUCAAGAGAUGUUAGGAUUACCAUCUGGUGGCUCAUUACUUUCAAACAUGGAUUACAUUUCGGAGAAUAAUGAAGAGAGCUGUAUGUUUGAGUGCAAGAAACAAUAUGAAAAUAUUGAUAAAUUGAGAAUGAAACAGCUAAAGAAUGAACUUGUUCAAAGUAGUGCUGCGGAUGACAACUUCAAAAUCAAUUUUUUGGGAUAUUGUAUUGCCUAUGGAACAGAUGUUAUUGGUUUUAGAGCUAAUUAUGAAAUCUUUUUUAAAAAAACCAAUUUGCAUGUUAGUGUUCUUGAUUCAUGGUCUCGUAUACUAAAUCAUCAAGAGAAAUUCAGAGAUGUUGUUAAUUCUCCACUCAGAUUGUUCAUGAAUUCUGACACUGAACGUGCUUUUGAGGUUAUCGAUAAUGGUGCAGAUGAUGCUGAUUUCGAUGAUAAGUAUGGUGCAGUUUUUAAACCUCUUAUAUGUAGCAAAGAUUUGUUAUGUUCAAUGGAGAUAAUCUUUCUAAGUAAUGGUGGAAGAGUUCUUGGAGUCAGCUACAAUCUGUAUGAAAAUCUAGCUAGGAAUAUGAAGAACAAGAAUCUUGGAAAAUGGGGAACGUGA